This is a messenger RNA of Drosophila bipectinata, 1710 nucleotides long. RefSeq names its product TWiK family of potassium channels protein 7. Gene Ontology annotation, molecular function: potassium ion leak channel activity; outward rectifier potassium channel activity. The record is from RefSeq and is a predicted model, not a curated record. Lineage: Eukaryota; Metazoa; Arthropoda; Insecta; Diptera; Drosophilidae. Gene Ontology annotation, cellular component: plasma membrane. Gene Ontology annotation, biological process: potassium ion transmembrane transport; stabilization of membrane potential.
UAUUAUAAAUAAAAAAAAAAUAUAUAAAAUUGUAAACCAAAUUAAAAAAUAUAGAAAAAAAUGCCUGUGAAAAAGGUUUCCGUCAAGGAAUAUGAUUCGCAGGAUGAGGCCAGCACCGAGUUGCUAGAGAAGCUCAAGCAUCUGGAUCGUCGGGUGGAGAUCGUCGAGGAUGGCGCUGCCGGAGGAGCCGGGGGGCGUGGCCGCGGUGGCAAAACCUCACCCGCCUGGUGGCAGUCCGUGAAAUGGAAGUCGGCCCUCAAUCACAUCGGAUUGCUCGUUUCGCUGUCCAUUUAUUGCGGCGUGGGCGGCCUGAUAUUUCGUCAUUUAGAACGUCCUGCGGAAGUGGAGCGUCUGGACCAUUUAAAGGAUGUGGUGAAGACCCAAAGGGAGCGUUUUAUGAGCACAAUUUUAAACAACACCGAGGUGCAUAAUCUUAAUGAACUCUUAGCCUUUGAAUUGGCUAAGUAUGAAGCGGCCGUUCAAGAGGCUGCGGAGGGGGGACUAUUAAUAGUGGCCGAUAAAGACUUUCCAGAGCCAUAUGAGCGAUGGAGUAUUCUUCAAGCUGUGUUCUUCUCAUCAACUGUGUUAACCACUAUAGGCUAUGGGAAUAUUGUGCCUGUAACUACCGGUGGUCGGGUUUUUUGCAUUUGCUUCGCCCUCAUCGGAAUACCCUUCACUCUCACAGUGAUCGCCGACUGGGGCAGAUUGUUUGCAACAGCGGUUUCAGUUUUCGGAAAACACAUGCCAACCAAGCCUAAGUUUACCAAUUUUAUUGGAAAGACCUGGUUCUACGCCAUUCUGGCCGUGUGUUUCCUGGGCGUUUACUUGGCCGCCGGAGCGGGCCUUCUUCUGCUUUGGGAAGACGACUGGACCUUCUUCGAUGGCUUUUACUUUUGUUUCAUUACAAUGACGACUAUAGGCUUUGGUGAUUUGGUACCAAAGAAACCCAACUACAUGCUGUUGUGUACCUUGUAUAUUCUGAUUGGCUUAGCCUUGACAUCGACUAUUAUUGAGUUGGUGAGACGACAAUAUGCCACCAGUUGGGCCAAAUUGCAGGAACUAUCUGGACCCAUGGCGGAGACUCUACGACGUUUGGGAGAAACUGCCGGCACAGGUCUGGAUUAUACAGCUCUACAGAAGGUCUUGACGGUAUCCAUGCCCAAGUGGAAUACGAACAAAAAGAACGAACACAGUCCCGAUAUUGCUGCCUUGGAGGCAAUCACAAACGCGAUAUUAAAAGAAGUCAAGGAGGCGCAAAAUAACAAACCAAAGGUCCUGCAAAUUGUCAUCUACGAGUCGUCUGUCUAAAAACCAAAAUAAUAAUACUAAUUUAAAAAAUACAUAAAUCAGCAAAAAAUAGAAAGAGGAAAGGGCUUCCGUAGCAUACUUGUGGGCGUUUGGUGGAAAAAAAAAUGAAAAAAUAUCAUGAAGAAAAAAUAUCAAAUGUAGUUAGGCUUCCGCUUCAUCCAUGGGUACAGUGGACACUGGCUAGAGCGUACCACUGCCAGACUUCCAUAAGUCAGUGUCCGUACUUAUAGCUAUUAUAUAGUCAAAAUGUCUAGGCAAUAAUCAUAUUGCUCAUACGUACUGAGAUCAGCAAACAAAAACAUAAAUCGGAAAACCACAAAAAAAAAUAAUUUAAUAUUCUUAGUCUUAGUUUUAAAUUAAAAUAAUUUUUUUUUUGAGGAACUGUAAAGUUAAGUUACCAGU